AUGCUGCCUUUGGCUGGCUAUGUUUUGCAGGAUGAUUACAUGACCGACUUUUACGGCGGUUUCAACUUCUUCACUGGACCCGACCCUACAAGUGGCUUUGUCAAGUAUGUCGACCAAGCUACAGCCAAGCAGACGAACCUCAUCAAUUCUUCGUCUACAAAAGCAGUUUCUUGGGGCGUGGACCAUACAAACCAGACUCCUAACGGACGACCGAGUAUCCGUAUGGAGAGCAAAAAAAGAUAUGAUAGUGGUCUGAUUGUCAUCGAUGUUGCCCACAUGCCUUUUGGGUGCGGCACAUGGCCAGCAUUCUGGACAGUCGGUCCUAACUGGCCUAAGAUGGGCGAAAUCGACAUUAUCGAAGGAGUCAAUGAGCAGACAAACAACGGAAUGACCCUCCACACCGGACCGGGCUGCAAAAUCGGUCCAGACACUUCUCUGUUUUCUGGUUCGAUCACUACAAAGAACUGCGAUGUCGGUGCCGAAGACCAGUCCAAGAAUGCUGGAUGCUCCAUCAAGCACCCAUCGACUCAGAGUUAUGGUGCUGGCUUGAACGCGGCUGGCGGCGGUGUAUUCGCAACUCAAUGGACCGACAAGGCUAUUAGCAUGUACUUCUUUCCUCGCAACGCGAUCCCGAAGGACGUUCUUGGUAAGAGCCCGGACCCCAGCGGUUGGGGAAAGCCAGCUGCGAAGUUUCAGGGCGGCUGCGAUAUCAAGAGCAUGUUCAAGCAGCAGCAAAUUGUAUUCGACACCACAUUCUGCGGACAAUGGGCGGGCGAAAAAAGCGUUUGGAAUAACGGCACCUGCGGCCAAAAGGCACCAACAUGUGAGGAAUGGGUCCAGAAGAACCCCGAGGCUUUUGCAGAGGCCUACUGGACGGUUAACGCCUUGAAAGUUUACCAGGACAAUGGAUCAGCAUCCUCCCCCAACGCCCCAGCAGUGCCUGGAAAGAGCAGUGCUAUUCCUGGUGUACCUGUCCCAACCGGUUAUCCCGAAGUACCUACUUCGCUCAUCACUUCAACCAAGCCGGGAAUCCCCUCUGUACCAGUUCCCACCGACCAUGUCGAGAAACCCUUUCCAGCUGGACCUCCAAAGAAGCCAGCCGUAGGCCGCAUGGUGGGUUUCGAAUGGCCUCCACACAACGGCGGUAGUGGUAACGGUGCAAACCUACCCGACGCACCCUCCCCAACGACCACAGCCGCCGUCUCAUCCCCACAGGGCAAUUCUCCUCCCGUUGAAACCCCCAUCAGUGCUACACCUUCAGCUAGCCCAGUUCAGAACAUUGCCCAACCCGGCGAGCAGCCAUCACCAGCACCUACUCCUGUUGGCGAAGACCCUCCUGCCAACCCUGCCGAGCCUGUUCGUACCGUGUACCGAACCGUCACUGCUACCGUCACCGCUAGUGCAGGUACCGGAGCUACACCGACACCAGCGCCUGUCCCCAGGAACGUGCGCAUGGCCCGCUUCUUCAGAGAGCACAGGCAAAAGAUCACUCGCCACAACGCAAAGCUCUGA
Pyrenophora tritici-repentis Pt-1C-BFP is the source of this 1512-nucleotide messenger RNA. RefSeq names its product DedD, protein conserved in bacteria. Gene Ontology annotation, molecular function: hydrolase activity, hydrolyzing O-glycosyl compounds. Lineage: Eukaryota; Fungi; Ascomycota; Dothideomycetes; Pleosporales; Pleosporaceae. Gene Ontology annotation, biological process: glucan catabolic process. The record is from RefSeq and is a predicted model, not a curated record.